This is a messenger RNA of Megalobrama amblycephala (Wuchang bream), 1950 nucleotides long. RefSeq names its product transmembrane protein 184C-like. Gene Ontology annotation, biological process: transport. The transcript has 10 exons. Bases 128 to 1453 code for a protein of 441 amino acids. Gene Ontology annotation, molecular function: transporter activity. NCBI's taxonomy places the organism in Eukaryota, Metazoa, Chordata, Actinopteri, Cypriniformes, Xenocyprididae. The record is from RefSeq and is a predicted model, not a curated record.
UGUAAUGUGGUAAUCACGCCCUGUUUGUUUCCCUGUUGAGUCGUGCGUGACGAGCAUCUUCCGCUCGAGCUCGUGAUCGGCGCUUGUGUCGGAGAUGAUUUAAAGAGCGGAUCGGUGUCGGGUGAAGAUGCCGGGGUGCUGCGGGCGCUGGCGGCGCUGGAUUCGGCCGCUGGUCGCGCUCCUGUUCGCGCUGGUGCUCGCGGUGGCACUGCCGCUGUGCGUGUGGGAGUUGCGGAGAGCCGAGGUGGGCACACACACUAAAGCAUGGUUCAUCGCAGGUGUGUUUGUCUGUAUGACGAUCCCCAUUUCACUGUGGGGUAUUUUACAACAUCUGGUUCACUACACACAGCCUGAGCUACAAAAACCCAUCAUCAGGAUUCUCUGGAUGGUUCCCAUAUACAGCUUAGACAGCUGGAUCGCUCUAAAAUACCCCAAGAUCGCGAUCUAUGUGGACACGUGUCGAGAAUGCUACGAGGCGUACGUCAUCUACAACUUCCUGAUGUUCCUGCUGAACUUCCUGGAGAAUCAGUAUCCCAGUCUGGUGCUGGUGCUGGAGGUGCAGGAGGAGAGACCGCUGCUGCCACCCUUCUGCUGCUGCCCGCCGUGGGCCAUGGGCGAGGUUCUGUUGUUCAGAUGUAAGCUUGGAGUUCUGCAGUAUACAGCAGUGAGACCUGUGACCACCAUCAUCGCACUUGUGUGUCAGCUCUGUGGAGUUUAUGAUGAAGGGAAUUUCAGCUUCAGAAACGCGUGGACGUACCUCGUUAUCGUCAACAACGCCUCACAGCUGUUCGCGAUGUACUGCCUGCUGCUGUUCUACCGAACGCUGAGAGAAGAGCUGAAGCCUCUGAGGCCCGUCGGGAAGCUGCUGUGCGUCAAACUCGUCGUCUUCGUUUCCUUUUGGCAGGCUGUGCUGAUCGCUCUGCUGGUGAAGGUCGGAGUCAUUUCAGACAAACACACUUGGGAGUGGGAUAGUGUGGAAGCAGUAGCCACUGGACUACAGGACUUCAUUAUCUGUAUCGAGAUGUUUCUGGCAGCGAUCGCUCAUCAUUACAGUUUCAGCAGCCGUCCAUACGUGCGUGAGGAUGACGAGGGCUCGUGUUUCGACUCGCUGCUCGCCAUGCUGGAUGUCUCGGACAUACGCGCGGACAUCUCAGAGCAAGUGCGCAACGUUGGACGUACUGUGUUAGGUCGUCCCCGUAAGCUGUUCUUCGGCUCUGAAGUGGAUGUCGUUCAGGGUGAACACACCGGUCUGCUCGCCGGGACGUCCCAUGAGCGGCUCGCCAGCGACCGUCACUCAGUCCCCGCCUCCCCACAGGGGCGAUACCAGGGGCUGGGCUACACAGACACACCCCACUCUAUCUCCGCCCCCGCUGGCUUCACGUCCUCCUCCUGGGAGAGUGACAGCGACUCUGGGCCUGCAAUAGCCAAUCAGAGCACAGGAACAGAGUCCUAGCAAAGGGUGGGGUGAGCUAUGGGAAAACAAAGACAGUGCUUCAGCUUGGCAAGGUAACAUAGUUUAAGAUUUUCAUCUAAUAUUUUAUUUUAUUUUAUCUUUAUUUUAAUUAACAAAAAUGGUUUAAUACUUUUAGUUAAGGAUAAUAACCCUGACUGGAACCCUGUAUUAAUUAUAUUGCCAUAAAAGUGUCAGAAACCAUAAAUCCCAGAGACUCAAACUUGGUGAGAAACUUAGAAAUUCCACCAACCUUCCAACACUAGGUGGCACUAGUGUAAUUUUUGUUGUUUUCCAAAUCUUGCGCCAAAAAUGUGUGUGAAAGGUCUAAUAUCAUACAUGAGAUCUGUUUUUAAUGUGCAAGUAUUGUAAAUCGUGAGCUGUUUUAAAUCGAUUAAGAUGUGCUGGUCUGACUCCUGUGAAAAUAAUAUAUUGCAAAUGUGGCAUUAACUAAUGUUUUAUCAAUAUAUGUACAAAAUAAAAUCUCUAUUUACUAAUUA